CCAACACGAUAAACAGAAACUAAAAUAAUGAAUGUCAUUAAUACUUCCACUUCUAAAGAUCCAGCUAAAUUAAAGCUGUCACAACAUCAUAUUCAGCUUUACAUGUGAUAGGUAUAAGUCAUUGGAGCUCUCUUUGCACAGAAAGAUACAUUGGAUCAGAUUGUUAUGGAGGAACAACCAGAACUGAAUGACAUUAAGACAGUGGAUAAAGAAAAACUUUCAUCACAUCCUGUGGAUUCCUCACAACAGCUAAACACACCAUUUACUAAUGAUGUAGAUUCAGAUGCGGCCUUUAGCGCCUCCUGUCUGACCACAGCGGAACUGCAGCAGCAUUGGAGAGCCGUUAAGCAGGAGUUCAGGAGCGUUAAACUGCUGUUUGAAAUUCCCACAGCGCGAAUCAUCGAACGAACAACGUCUAAAUAUGUGGUGUACCAGAUUGUGGUGCUUCGCUCAGGCAGUUACGACUGGGAGCGUGUAGCUAUUGAGCGACGCUACUCCGACUUCCUCCACUUCCACCAGGAGCUCCUGCUAGACUUCAGCGAGGAGAUGGAGGACCUUGUGAUGCCCAGGAAGAGAAUGACAGGAAACUUCUCAGAAGAGAACAUCUCAGAGCGGCGUGUUGCCCUCCAAGACUAUCUUACUCAACUCUACUCCCUCCGCUAUAUCCGUCAGUCACCAACUUUUCAAGCGUUUUUCACUCAUCAGGAACUAAAAACAGCAUAUGACCUGCUGCGUGGAGGCCGCUUUUCUCUGGCCCUUGAGGGCCUCCAGAAGGUGCUUGUACUUCAGGACAAAUUGUCUUCUUAUGACUCUACUGUGGUGAUACCAACGUUAUGUGCCAUACUGGUGUGCCAGAGGGAUUUAGAGGACUUCAAUGCUGCUUUUGAAACCGGCCGCCAGGCUCUGCCCACAGUGAGGCGCUAUAACCUGCGCCGCUAUCAGGCGCCCCUGCUGGAGGCUCUUGUUGAUUUGGGUUACAGUCUUGACCUGCCUGUGGCCCAAUUACAAGAAGAACUGACCAGAGUAAGAAACUCUCCACAUGGGCAUAUGUCACAGAUGUCCAUCAAAGAACUGGUGGUACAAGAGUUUGUGUAAUCACUAACAACUGUAAAUUUGCUGAGCUAUUGCUCAGAUUUAGGGUUAGGGAUUUUUCAAAACCGUCCCAAAACAUUUCCGCUACGGACAUGAAUGGUUCAUCAAAUCAUGUGGCUAAUGACCGCAUCUAUCACAUAAUGGGUCCACAGAAGGGAACAUCUUCGAGAGCUUUAGUUUAGACAGGUGAAGUCUAUGUAAGAUCUUGAAUUGUAUUAAACCAUGUCUAAUAAAAAAAGACGA
Molecule: messenger RNA, 1335 nt
Organism: Xyrauchen texanus (razorback sucker)
Lineage: Eukaryota; Metazoa; Chordata; Actinopteri; Cypriniformes; Catostomidae
Product: sorting nexin-20-like
Exons: 4
Coding region: 166-1095 (309 amino acids)
Biological process (GO): protein transport
Cellular component (GO): early endosome membrane
Molecular function (GO): phosphatidylinositol phosphate binding
Source: RefSeq, a predicted model, not a curated record